UCCUUUACGCACGCUGCGCGGAGACGUCGGCCUCUGACGCCGCCGUUGCCCCCGGGGCCGGCUUCCUCCUGGGCCGCUCCCGCCGACCGUUGGGCGCCCGGCCGAAGUUCCUCCUUCAGGACCUCCCCCACCCCUCGAACCGCUCUGGCGGCGGCGACCCAUGUGGGGGUUCAGGCUCUUGCGGUCGCCGCCGCUGCUUCUCCUGCUGCCCCAGCUCGGAAUCGGAAUCGCGGCGUCCCGCUCUAAGGCCGGAACCAUGAACCUGGGCAGCAGCAGCAGCAGCAGCAGCGGUGCGCUCUGCUCCGCCGCGGCCGAGGGGCGCCGGCAGCAGUGCCUGCAGCUGUCCACGGUGCCGGGAGCCGACCCGCAGCGCUGCAACGAGUUGCUCCUGCUGGCGGCGGCGGCAGCGGCUGCCGGGGAGGGACCGGAACGGCGGGACCUCUCUGGGAACCCGGCGAAGGAGGAGCCGCAACCGCCGCCCCAGCAUCACGUUCUCUAUUUUCCCGGGGAUGUGCAGAAUUACCAUGAAAUUAUGACUCGUCAUCCUGAGAAUUACCAGUGGGAAAACUGGAGUCUAGAAAAUGUUGCCACCAUUUUAGCCCAUCGGUUCCCCAAUAGUUAUAUUUGGGUGAUAAAGUGUUCCCGAAUGCAUUUGCACAAAUUCAGCUGCUAUGACAAUUUUGUGAAAAGUAAUAUGUUUGGUGCUCCAGAACACAAUACUGACUUUGGAGCUUUUAAGCACCUUUAUAUGUUAUUAGUUAAUGCUUUUAACUUAAGUCAGAAGAGCUUGCUAUCCAAGAAGAAUAUGAAAGAUUUGAAUAAGGACUCCAAAGCAUCUAAUUGUAGAUCCAGUUCUUCUCAUACUACUAAUGGUUGCCAGGGAGAAAAAGAGAGGACCUGUGAAAAAUUUGAUGAGUCUGCCAUGAGCUUUUAUCCACCAUCACUAAACGGUGCUUCUUUUACUUUGAUUGGAUUCAGUAAAGGUUGUGUUGUUUUGAAUCAGUUGCUUUUUGAAUUGAAAGAAGCCAAGAAAGAGAAGAACAUAGAUACUUUUAUCAAAAGCAUAAAAACAAUGUACUGGCUGGAUGGCGGUCAUUCUGGAGGAAGCAAUACUUGGGUUACUCAUCCAGAAGUCUUGAAAGAAUUUGCACAAACAGGGAUAAUUGUUCAUACCCAUGUAACACCUUAUCAAGUACAUGACCCAAUGAGAUCUUGGAUUGGAAAGGAGCACAAGAAAUUUGUUCAGAUACUUGGAGAUUUUGGUAUGCAGGUGACUAGCCAAAUUCAUUUUGCAAACGAAGCUCCUUCCAUAGAGAAUCACUUCAGGGUUCAUGAAGUAUUUUGAGACUACAGUGUUAUUAAUGUACUUGUUCAGUGGAGGAGCAGAAGCACUUUGAGUGUUAUAAAUGCAGAUGAGAUGUAAUUCAUAGAUGCAUUGACAGGGUUUUUUUGAUGGGGGGUGGGGGGAAGGAAGCACACAUUCCUAAAAUAUGAGUGUAAUGUGCAAUAGUAUUCCUUGCUUGUGAAUGUGAAUAGUUUUUAAUUUGGACUGGGUUAGAAUUAGUUCAUUUGAAAUCUAAAAGGUGGUUUGUGAUAAUCCUACAAGGAGAUACAAGAUCCUUAAGAAUUAUAGUUAUGAUACAAUCCUUAUAAAAGGCAAUUAAGAUUGUUAUUGUUGGAACUAGUUUAUUUUCUGAGUAAUGUUUAAAACUAAUUUUGGUGAUACUCUAACAGUAAUUAGCUGUUUUGGCACUCAAAACUUUUGAGUAGAAACACUAUUUUUCUUCAAAGCGAAGGCACACUGAUAUUUUCCAUCGUUUUGCAAUAACUCUACCCUGCCUCUUAUGUUUAUAAACUCAUGGAGUCAUUCUUUAAUGUGCCACCAAGUCUUCUCUUGCAAGUCAAAAUGUAUUUGUUUCUAAAUAUCUAAGAACGUGCAGUAGUGUAAAGUUGGCUUUAAAAAAUAUUGCACUUAAGCACCAUGGCUUAAUUUUUCAUUGACAAUUUUUGGAUAAGACAUUUUGGAGUUUCUCAAAUUUUGGCAAAAAAAGUUAUUUUGGAAAAUUGUUUUAAAUUGAACAUAAUUAUGUAUAUUGGGUAAAAAUAUAGUACAGAUUUAAAAUCAUUUCAUUAUAUCAGCCUUUUAAAAGAAAUCGACUUAGGUGAAAUAUUAAUAAUACUCUAUUUGAUAGUGCUGUAUUGAAAAGGAGACAGAUUCUGUAGGUCUAAGUCAGUGUUUCUCCUGAAGCAUGAGUUUGUCUGCCAAAUGAAAGCAGCUCUCUUUGGCCAAAAUGCAAAAUUAUAUUGCUAUUAGAAAAAUUAAAAGGGAAAAUUUGAAGACACAAAUGAUUUAAUUUUGGCUCAAAAACUGCAUUUGCUUAACAGUGCUACAUAAUUUGGGUGAGGUUUCCUUCUGCCCAUUUUUCUUGACCUAGAUAAAUACAUUUUGAAAAACCAAGAUCUAAUGAAUGUCAACCAACAUUGAAACUUUGUGUGAUUACAGUAAAAGGUGAGCAGUCAUUUUAAAAUUAUUAAUAAUUAGCUUUUUCAGGUCAUGAAAUAACUAAGCAAAGAAGUAACAUGCUGCUUUCAGACUGAAAAAAAAAAGACUGAAUCUUAAUAUCUUAAUAACCCAGAGGGCCUAAAAUUAUAAAAUAAUUAAAAUGUUAAUUUCUUGGUUUCUUCCCAGAAUUGUAUUUUAAUGACUCUAUACAUUCCAAAUAUUCAGACUUAUGAGAAAGGAAUUUUACUUACCAAAUGCUUAAAAAUAACAUCCUUUAAUUCUGUGAACUAGAGAAUAAUAUCUUUUUAAUUUUUUUUUAAAGGAUGAAGUACAGUUUUAUAUUGCUUCAGUUUAAAUACCUGCUGUUUCUUUUGAGACCAAAUUCCCAACAAGGAAAUAAGUCAGCCUAAUUCUAGCAUUUUAUUUAUUACCUUGUCUUAAAGCACCAUGAUUGAUUGGAUGGCUUUUUUCAAUGUGUUUAAUAAUCCUUGGUUAAAUUUAUGUGUAUCUAAUGUAAAAUAGCUAAGUUACUGAAUGCUUUAAUGAGAGGAGAAGAAAAGGCAUUUAUUUUUACAGGAUUAACUAAAAUGGAAAAACUGUGGCUUUUUGCCAAAAGAGUUCAUUUAAAAAUCUGAGAUAUUUAAAAAUCUAGUCCUUGGAGCUCUCUAGUCUUGUGAAUGCUUAAUUGUAAUUGUUGUAUGUUAAAUGGAUAUUAAGAAUAAUUCACUAAACACCUGGAACUGUCUGUCAAAAUGAGACUGUUGAAAAGUAGAAAUAUUUUCUUGAAUGAAAAUAUAUUCAGGUUGAUCGUUAUUCAAAUAUUUUAAUACUUAAAAUUUGUUCUUUCUCCACAUUUGUUUAAAACUAUUAUAAAUGUUAGUGCAUCCUUUUGGAUUGUGCCUUUGUAUCUGAGUCAUGAAAGAGUCAACUGAGAAAGUAGUCAUACAAAUAAUGUGAAAGUUGUUACUGCCACAGCAUGAAUGUAUAAUUGUAUUAAAUUUAAUCCACAGAA
Camelus dromedarius (Arabian camel) is the source of this 3515-nucleotide messenger RNA. RefSeq names its product chromosome 4 C2orf69 homolog (gene C4H2orf69). NCBI's taxonomy places the organism in Eukaryota, Metazoa, Chordata, Mammalia, Artiodactyla, Camelidae. Bases 161 to 1345 code for a protein of 394 amino acids. The record is from RefSeq and is a predicted model, not a curated record. The transcript is spliced from 2 exons. Gene Ontology annotation, cellular component: mitochondrion.